Molecule: messenger RNA, 405 nt
Organism: Huiozyma naganishii CBS 8797
Lineage: Eukaryota; Fungi; Ascomycota; Saccharomycetes; Saccharomycetales; Saccharomycetaceae
Gene: EXP1
Product: Exp1p
Exons: 1
Coding region: 1-405 (134 amino acids)
Source: RefSeq, a predicted model, not a curated record
AUGAAUCCGUAUGCUUUUUUGAUUGUUUUGGUGAUUGUUAUACUAUUUAUCACUGUGCUGCCCAUGUUGUCUGGUAUUGGCAAGUUUGGGUUGGGUGAUCAAAAAAUUAAUACUUCGAAGAAAGCCAUGAAAUUUAAUCUAAGAGAGAGUAAAGAGGAAGGAGAUAAGUCGAGUAUAGCAUCAUCCCGUUCUUUUAAUAUUAAGGAUACUUAUGAGGCCGAUGCAAAACAUGGUCUCAAAAAACGAGGUGUAAGUAAGUACACGGGUAAUGAUGACCCAAACCAAUUCGAUUUUGAUGUUGAUGAUUUGAUAAAUGAGGACAGAAAGGAAGAGGAGGCGGCUAUUUAUAAGAGACGCCAAGAAUGUAAUGGGAAGGAACGUGAGACGUACGAAAGUUUUGUCUAG